UUGAACGGAUCUGGGCGAGGGACAGCCGUGGAGUAGAGAACAUGUCUGGGAUCAAGAGAGUGAUCGCAGAGAAGGACCCCGACUAUGAGGAGAUCACCAUCACCCAUCCCAACAAGCGGCACAAGGCAGCCGAGCAGUCAGCUCGAGAUGUUACUGUGCAGAAGAUCGAGACCAUUAUAAAGGAACAGUUUGCCGUUGAAAUGAAGAGUAAAGAACAUGAAAUUGAAGUUAUAGAUCAGCGCCUGAUUGAAGCCAGGAGGAUGAUGGACAAGCUGCGUGCCUGCAUUGUGGCUAACUAUUAUGCUUCUGCUGGUCUCCUCAAAGCUGGAGAGGGGACCAGGUCGUGCGACACAACAAUUCUUAAUCACCCUUCAAUCAAGAAAUUCUUGGAAUCUCCCUCUAGAUCAUCGUCUCCAGCUAACCAGGGCUCAGACACUCCCUCUGCCAACCACUCCGAGAGCGACUCUCUCUCUCAGCACAAUGACUUUCUCCUGGACAAGGACAAUAGCAACUUGGACGCCGACGAGCGGCUGACAAACAGCCUGGACCAGAGACAGAGCAGAAAUGCUGGCCGGGACAGUUCGGGUGUUUCAAGCUCUCAAAAACCAGGACAACGAAAUGCCGGACUGUCAAAUGAUGAAACUUCACGACUUUAUGUGAAGAAAACGAUUGUGGUUGGCAACGUCUCCAAGUACAUUCCCCCUGACAAGAGAGAAGAAAAUGAUCAGUCAACCCAUAAAUGGAUGGUGUAUGUCCGAGGCUCUCGGAGAGAACCCAGCAUAAAUCAUUUUGUCAAGAAAGUUUGGUUCUUCCUCCACCCCAGUUACAAACCUAAUGACCUGGUAGAAGUGAGAGAACCUCCGUUUCACCUGACCAGGAGAGGCUGGGGAGAAUUCCCAGUGAGAGUGCAGAUACACUUCAAGGAUAGCCAGAACAAAAGGAUUGAUAUCAUACACAAUUUGAAGCUGGACAGGACCUACACAGGCCUGCAGACACUUGGUGCAGAAACAGUAGUGGAUGUGGAGCUACACAGGCAUUCCCUUGGUGAGGAGUAUCUCUUCUCCCAGUCUUCAGAGUCUGACCUUUCUGAUGUUCCUACAUCUCUAUCACUGCCACUGAGUAUCCCAGCACCAGUCAAAGCUUCUUCACCAAUUAAACAGUUGAGGGACUCCAGCCCAGACGCUUCUGUGGACAAAGGAUUCUCUGGGAAUGCUGAAACUGAAAGACAUGCCACGUUUUAUUCCCUGCCAUCCUCGAUAGAGCGGACUCCCACCAAGUUAGCCACACAGAAAGUUGCCUUUGGCUCUCAUGGAAAUUCAGCCUUUCAACCCAUUGCAGCUAGCUGUAAAAUAGUGCCUCAAGGUCAGAGUCCAAGCCCUGCAGAGUCACCAGGAAAAUCCUUCCAGCCUAUCACCAUGAGUUGCAAGAUUGUAUCAGGUUCUCCAAUAUCGACCCCUAGUCCAUCUCCGCUACCUCGUACCCCAACGUCCACUCCGGUGCACAUGAAGCAAGGCUCUGCCAGCUCAGUCCUUAAUAACCCGUAUAUUAUUGUGGACAAGCCUGGACAGACGGUUGGAGCAGCAGCCACAAGCACAGGGAGCCCGACCAGCAAACUGAGCAGUGUCUGUCAGGCAUCUCACGGGACUGGAUCUCCUGUGUCAAAGACCCAUGGGAGCAGUUUUGGCACCUCAGCUGUCAAGCAGGAGGAUUCUCUUUUUGCCACCAUGCCACCCCUUUGUCCCAUUGGGAGUCAUUCCAAGGUGCAAAGCCCCAAAUCGGUCACUGGAGGACUGGGAGCUUUUACAAAGGUGAUAAUCAAGCAGGAGCCCGGGGAGCUGCCGCAGCAGGCGGCGGUGCCGGCGGCGGGCGCGGCGCAGCCCCCGCUGCAGCAGUACGUCACCGUCAAGGGCAGCCACAUGCUGGCCCUGUCCCCACAGAAACCCGCGGUGAGCGCCGGCGAGGGGACGGUGCAGUCCAAGGUUGUUGGCGUUCCGGUUGGGUCUGCGCUGCAGUCGACAGUGAAACAAGCGGUGGCAAUAAGUGGUGGGCAGAUCCUUGUGGCAAAGUCCAGCUCCUCGGUAGCAAAAGCUGUUGGCUCGAAGCAGGUUGUGACUCAAGGUGUAGCCAAAGCCAUUGUGAGUGGAGGUGGAGGGACAAUUGUGGCUCAGCCCGUGCAGACUAUAACAAAGGCGCAAGUUUCUUCCACAGGGGCUCUGAAAAGUACAUCUCAAGGCUCAGUGAUGGCUACACUGCAAUUACCAGCCACCAACCUGGCAAACUUGGCAAACUUACCACCAGGCACCAAGCUGUACCUCACCACCAACAGCAAGAACCCUUCUGGGAAAGGAAAACUGCUGCUGAUACCCCAAGGAGCCAUACUGCGAGCCACAAAUAAUGCUAGUCUUCAGUCUGGUUCUUCUACAAAUAGUGGAGGAGGAGGAGGAGGCGGAGGAGGAGGAGGGGGAACCCAAAGCACAAGCAGUAACUUGUCACAGCACCUCACCUAUACAUCCUACAUCCUGAAGCAGACACCCCAGGGCACCUUUCUGGUUGGCCAGCCUUCACCUCAGGGCUCUGGGAAGCAGCUGACUCCAGCAUCAGUUGUUCAGGGCAGUGUAGGAGUUGGAGCAUCUUCCACACAAGGACAAACCCUGAAAGUGAUAACUGGACAGAAAACAGCUCUGUUUACACAGGCUGCAUCCAGUGGACAGACAUCACUGGUGAAAAUAUCAGAUGGGUCUAUAAAAUCAGUGCCUGCCUCAUCGCAGCUCUCCAAACCUGGCACCACUGUGCUGAGAGUAUCAGGAGGUGUCAUCACCACGGCUGCUGCUCCUGCCGUGGCCCUCCCCACAAAUGGGGUGGCCCAGCAAACAGAUAAUGCAGCUUCCAGUUCAUCAUCUUCUGGAACUCCUGCAGCAAAGACACCUGGCCAGCAACACCAAAUCUGUGUAAGCCAGAGCCAGUCUGCUUCAUCAGUAGUGAAUAAGACUGCGACUUCCAGUGUUGUAAGUGUUGCUUCCUUGAUGACUACAGCAACACCUGUGACGGGAAAAGCUACAGUAUCAGUGCUACAGUCACUUUCUACCAGCAAAGUUUCAGCAGUCACAGCAGCAAGUACAGUUGUCCCAAGUCCCUCCACAGCAUCCAUUGCCAAAGUUAAGAUGGAGCCUGAUUCAACAGGACAAAACUGCAGUUCUGUGGGUACCCAGGAAGGCCAAGCAGCAGUUAAAACAGAAGAGAGCUCUGAACUUGGGAAUUAUGUUAUCAACAUAGAAUAUUUGGAGAACAUCCAGCAGCUUUUAACAGCAAUAGUGAAGAAGGUUCCAUUAAUUGCUGAAAAAAGUGAGGAUGUAAGCUCUUUUUGUGCCAGUUCAGUGGAACAGUAUUACAGCUGGAACAUUGGGAAGAGGAGGGCAGCUGAGUGGCAACGAGCAAUGACAGUGAGAAAGAUCCUCCAAGAAAUUGUAGAGAAGCACCCCAGGUUUCACAGUAUCACCCCCCUGAAAACAAAGCACGUGGUGCAGUGGUGUCGGUGCCAUGGCUACACGCCCCCCGACCCCGAGACCCUGCGGAAUGAGGAGGAUUCCAUUGAGGAUGUGCUGACACAGAUAGACAGUGAGCCAGAAUGCCCUUCAUCUUACAGCAGCGGUGAGGAGCUGUGCCGAAAACUGGAGGAACUACAGCAAUUUCUGAAACAGGAGCCAGAACACGAAGAGGAAGUAGAUAUUCUCAGCUUUAGUGAGCCAUUAAAAAUAAACAUUAAGAAAGAACAGGAGGAGAAACAAGAAGAGAUGAAGUUCUACAUGGCUUCCUUGCCUGCAUCAGAGUUUGUGAGGGACGCUGCUGAGAAGAUAGGGAUUUCUUUUCAACCUGCUGAGGUACAGAAGAAUGUUUAUGCAUCUGUAAUAGAAGAUAUGAUUUUAAAGGCCACUGAACAGCUGAUGAGUGAUAUCCUACGGCAAGCGCUCGCUGUGGCGUACCAGACAGCUCCUCACAACAGGACUCCAAGAGAGAUCACAGUGAUGAAUAUUCACAAAGCCAUCUGUAAUAUUCCCUUUCUUGACUUCCUCACAAACAAACAUAUGAAGAUACUAAAUGAGGAGCAAUGAAAUAGAGCAGAGAAGGUGCUACAGGAAAGGUGGAUUUAUGACUGAAGUUGGGCUGACAAAUCCAGUAUUUCUGUAGGACACUAUUACAUUUAUAACAUUGGGCUACUAGAUUGUUACCUCCAAUUAAAGAUGCACCUUAAUGCAACAAAAUGAUGCUCUGUUCCAAAUCAAGUUGUUAAAUGUCAGUGUUUACUUGGUAAGUGUAUGUUCAGUGGCUGAACAAACAUUGUCAGUUUGCAUCGAGUUGCUAGCUGUGAGAGACUCCACAGGCCUGGUCCCUCUGAGACGGCUCUGCUGGUGAGACUAAACUGGUUUUUAAGAUGAGAAAUGAUGUUUUUUAAUGCAGUCUACAUAUGUAUUGGUUUGCCUAUGCAGUGAGCAGGGCACGUGCUUUGGCACUUUGAAUAUGGGAAAAGUCAAAGGCAGCUCUGUAAGGUGGGCCAUUUGAGUAGAUGGGUGGAUUAGGUGUGGGCUGGGGGGAGUAGAAGGCUGAUGGCAACAGCAGAUUUGGCCAUUCUUGCCUGAGCAUGAUGUGUGUGACUGAGAACACAGCUGUGUAGGUUUGUCAGCAGCGUACUCAGCUAAGUGUCACCUCACCAAAUUCCUUGCCUCUCUAGAGGAGGUGUCAGGUGCCACCUUUCUUAGUCACCUUGGAAAGGGUGAUCCUCAAGCAAGAUGAACAAACCAUGAUCAGGAAAGAUUUGACUGACCACUUGUCCUGCAUGGGAAAGGAGAGGAACAAAGACAAUAUUCAGGGUUUGUGGGCUUGGGCUGGCCGAAAUGCUUUGCUUGCCCAGCGAGUACCUCCCCAGGCUGCCAGAAGGUUUGAAGAGUGCUGGAGGGCAGAUGACCAGGGGUGUUGUACAAGUCUUAAUGUUGUAGCAGUGUUCACCAAGUAUCAGCCUAAACUGUGAAGUGCUGUGGGAGCAGCACUGCUUUGGCUUAAGUUCUGUUAAACACAAGAGGCCAGGUAGGAUCGAGCAAUCAAAGAUUUGCUGCUUGUGGGGAGAUCUUCUGAUGUCUUCACUGCAGGAAGAAGUUCUGCUACUAACCCCAGCACUUACCUGUCUCAGGAACACCACUGGUGAGGGAGACAUGUCUGCAGCCUGGCUAUCAACACCUUGCUGAAGAAAGCUUCGUUGACAACAUCCUGACCACCCCACAUCCACUACCCCUUUGUUCUGCCCCAUGGGUGCUUGCUGGUAGCGUGAAUAAGCCAUUGUGAAGUUGGUGGGACUCCUGUGGGACUGUUGUGCUUUCAGCAUGCUUGUUUUGUCUGGCAGUGCUGUCAUGGGUGGAGCAUGGGCCAAACAGCCAGAACCUCCAGUGUGCUGAUCUCAGCUGGGUCUCUGAUCUGCUGCAUGGCCUUUGAUUUAAUCACUCUGUGCCUCAGUUUCCCCAUCUCUGAGCAUGGGGAGCAGGAUACCUACCUCACAGGGGUGUACUGAGGCCUCGCUCUUGUUGGUGCCGUGCUUUGACAAUACAAAGCCUUUUAUAAACAUUAAACUACAGUUAUCUUUCUUGGCCUGGGGUAGGAGCAGAAUGUUAUCUUAUGGUGCUUUUUUGGGGCUAGAACACAUGCAAUGGUAACUACAGUAGCAUGCAGGAACUGUGAAAAAUGCUUCAGUUAGAGGCUUCAGACUUGGAAGGAGGGUAGUGUAAGUUUGACGCAGCUGUUAAACUGAAGAAAGCACUGUGUACCUCAGAUGGGAUGCCACCUGUCUUCUCCACUUUAAAUAAAACUGGGGUCUGCAGGAAAGCCCCUCUCAGUUCAUCGCAGCUAACAGGGAGCUGCAGUUCAGUUGAAUAUAAGAGUGGCAGAACCUGACCCCUGAAUCUAGGAAAUGGGACCAAUGGAUAAAAUCCAAACAGCAUUCAGAGAAGGACUUAAAUGCUCCCUAGGAAGGACAUUACAGAUGCUCUGGAUUCAAAAGCUAAUCCUGGCUUGUUCGGGUGAGCUGAGUGCAGGAUUGCCUGUGAAAGGAAAGGGCACAGCUUAGCCCUGACAUUACUUUAUCAGCGGAAGUCAGUGUGACGGAGUUGAGCAGCAGUGAUUGUUUCAGCUCAGUGUUGAGUUGGGAGGAAUCCAGAUAGCUGGGGGGAACUGUAGGCCCCCUGCUUUUGUAGGCUAUAGUGAACUUGGUGUCUGCUGCUUUCAGGCACCCCUGUACACUUUAUGAAAGAGAAGGGCAUUUUCAAGAUCCCUGUCACUAUCACAAUAGCCUGCAGGUUCUGUGGGAGCAGCCUUUUGGGCAAACUCAGUCAUGCUAUGAUCUGUAAUGACCUCGAGUACUGUGUGCAGUUUUGGGUGCCACAAUAUAAAAAAGACAUUAAACUAUUGGAGAGCAUCCAAAGCAGGGCCAUAAGGAUGGGGAAGGGUCUGGAGGGGAAGCUGUAGGAACAGCUGAGGUCACUUGGUCUGUUCAGCCUGGAGGAGAUGGAGGGGAGACCUCAUUGUGGUCUUCAGCAUCCUCCUGAGGGGCAGGUACCAGUCUCCUCACUCAUGAGUAGUGACAGGAUCCAAGGAAAUGGCAUGAAGUUGAGUUAGAGGAGGUUUAGGUUGAGUAUCAGGAAAAGAUUCUUCACCCAGAGGGUGGUUGGGUACCGGAACAGGCUCCCCAGGGCAGUGGGCAAAGCACCAAACCUGUCUGAGUUCAAGAUGCAUUUGGACAACGCUCUCAGACACGUGGUGUGACUUGGGGUGACCUGUACAGGGCCAGGAGUUGGACUCGGUGAUCCUUGUGGGUCCCUUCCAACUCGGCGUGUUCUGUGAUUCUGUACACAUGCAUUUCCAGCCCCUUUCUCCUGCAGGCUUUGUUUCUGGGACUCUGAUAACACCCAGAGCAGCUUUUGAGGAUGCAGGAGCUCAUUUUUGGGCAUCUGUUUGCAAAUUGUGGCUUCUUUGCCUGUGUCCUGCUUUUCUGUAAGGAAUGGAGUUUCAGAAAAUGUCUUGAACCUGGCCCUCAAGCAGGCAGGUACAUACCCCUCUUAAUGGGGAACUUGUAGUGGAGAUCUAUUCCUACGUUUCUGAGCAACCACAGGUUAUUCUCCUAGGAGGUGCUAUAUUAUUAGUAUAUAAAGUUUGCUGAAGAAAAAUAAACUGUUAAAAGCAGAUAGAAAAUGACACAUUUGUUUAGUUCUUCAGAUGUAGGAAAUGUUUGCAACAAGUUCUUUGCAUAUUGAAUAGUGGUGGGAGAAAAAUUUGUUGAUGAGAAGUUCCUGUGGGAAUUGCUUGGAGAUAAGGUAGAGGUUGUGGAAUUUCACACAUCCCUUCAGGUGUUUGUGGAUGCGUGUGUGCUACAGGUGCGGUGUGCUGAAACGUUAUGGUAUAUUUCUCUGACUUUCUGAAGAGUUAAAGAUCUCUUUACGAAUAUUGCCCCUAUUUGUAAUGCUGAGUGUUUAAUUCCUUCAUGUUAUCUGUAUUAUACUGUAUAAUUGUGUAAUAUACAUAUGUUUACAAUAAAAUCUUUUAUUA
This is a messenger RNA of Pseudopodoces humilis (Tibetan ground-tit), 7584 nucleotides long. Lineage: Eukaryota; Metazoa; Chordata; Aves; Passeriformes; Paridae. The record is from RefSeq and is a predicted model, not a curated record.